This is a messenger RNA of Chroicocephalus ridibundus (black-headed gull), 2912 nucleotides long. RefSeq names its product thioredoxin domain containing 9 (gene TXNDC9). The transcript is spliced from 5 exons. The record is from RefSeq and is a predicted model, not a curated record. Gene Ontology annotation, biological process: microtubule cytoskeleton organization. Lineage: Eukaryota; Metazoa; Chordata; Aves; Charadriiformes; Laridae. Gene Ontology annotation, cellular component: cytoplasm. The coding region runs from base 809 to 1489 and encodes 226 amino acids.
GCUGCAGGGAGGGAGGUUCCCCUUUUGCGGGGAGUUUUGGCCCCGCUACAGUAAUUCCUUCCGCGGGCAGAGCACGUCUCACGGUUCUCUUCAGCCUCAGGAUCGCCACCUCCACCUCGCUUCGCUCCACGAAAAUCCUCCCUUCUUCCCUCCGCCUUCACACGGCUACAGCUCCUUAUCAGCCUCGCCCACCCCGGCUCCCGGCGGACGGCGGCGAAGGACAAGAGUUUAUCUUCCCUCCCCACCUUCCCCAUCAGCGUACUUCAGUACUGGGGAGACAGAUUUCCAGGAAACAAGACAGCAGAACACUUCUCUUUUAAAAAAAAAAAACAGACUUUAAUAUCCCAUUAUUUAAAUCCGCGGAUCUUCUAGCGCGCUUCCAAGAGCAAAGAGACGACAAGCCCCGGCUACUCCAACACAGCCGUCUUCUCAACGAGACUGCCGGAACGGUCCGGCCGAGCCGCGCCGCCGCCCACCAGCCCCGCCUGCCCUCGCCGAGGCGCCCUUACCUCACGGCAUCGCUCGAGGGGCCGGGCUCGGCCCGGCCCGGCCCGGCCCAGCCCAGCCCAGCCCCGCGCCUCCCGGCCGUUACUCCCCCGCCGCGCCCCGACUCCCUGCGGGGGCUCGGCCUUACACGCCCAACCCCGAGAAGAAGCUCCCCGCCCCCCCUCCCGCCCCCCCUCCCAAGAAACGCGGCGGGCGGCCCUCACAGCUCCCGCCGGCAGCCGUUACAGACGUUACAGCCGUCGCGCACCCGCCCCGCAGCGGCGGCACGCCGAGCUUUGAAGAGAUCACUUUAUAGGUAAAGAUGGCUGCUGAUACUUCUGUUGAAAUACUUCAAAAAGUUCUGGAGAAUGAAAUACUUCAGACUACCAAGGUUGUGGAAGAACAUCUGGAUGCUGAAAUGCAGAAGCUGGACCAAAUGGAUGAAGAUGAAUUGGAACGCCUUAAACAAAGGAGGCUUGAGGCACUAAAAAAGGCCCAGCAGCAGAAACAAGAGUGGCUUUCAAAAGGACACGGAGAAUACAGAGAAAUCCCAAGUGAGAGAGACUUUUUCCAAGAAGUCAAAGAAAGUAAAAAUGUGGUUUGCCAUUUCUAUAGAGAUACAACAUUCAGGUGCCAAAUAAUGGAUAAACAUUUGACUGUAUUGGCAAAAAAACAUGUUGAGACAAAAUUCUUGAAAUUAAAUGCUGAAAAAUCUCCUUUUUUGUGCGAGAGACUGCGCAUCAAAGUAAUCCCCACUCUAGCACUAGUAAAAGAUGGAAAAACACAAGACUAUGUCGUGGGCUUUACUGAUCUCGGCAACACUGAUGACUUCACUACAGAGACCUUAGAAUGGAGAUUAGGCUGUGCAGACAUAAUUAAUUACAGUGGAAACUUGAUGGACCCACCUUUUCAAAGUCAAAAGAAAUAUGGAACAAGCUUUACAAAGUUGGAUAAGAAGACCAUCAGAGGAAAAAAAUAUGAUUCAGAUUCUGAUGAUGACUAGAAGAACAGCUAAAUGUAUUUGUAAAUCAUCUUUUGUUUAUGCUUGGUACAUUUCUAAGAAUGUUUUUUAUAAAGCUUACUGCUUUUCAUUACAUCUGCACAUAAUGCUCAUUUUUCUAUACAGUUUUAUACAACUGAGUCAUAGCAGAAAAAAGCUUAAAUAUUUUUUUUUCCUCUUUUGGAAGUCGUUUGUAAUUCAAAAAUCUGAGUCCCUCUAACUAAAUAAUGUGGCAAAUUAUGAACUUUGUCGUAAGCGUAAAUGUAUGAAGUGUUUGGAAGUAACUGUUAAGAAACAACUGUACCAAGUCAGACCAAAGGUCCCUCUGGCCCAGCAUCCAGUCUCAGUGGCCAAAAGCAGAUGCACAAGGAAGAGUAAAAACAGGGUGAGCAGAUAGCAGUGCUUCCCCAGAAGAUACUUUAAGAAAUCUCGGGCUUGGGGAACUCUGUACCUGAGAGUGUUUGCUGGUUAAAAUCAUAGAAGAAAAAUCUCUUUAAAUCCUCAUAGUAUCCUAGCAUCCACAUUAUAUAGCAAGGAGUCCACAGUUUAACUGUGUUGUGUGAAGAACUGCUUCCUAUUGUUUUCCUUGAAUCUGAAAGUUCCUUUUUUUUUUUUUAUUUUCUUAAUUAAAGGCGAUGAUAGACAGUUUUUAAAAAUAUUUUUCCUUAUCAGUUCUUCUUCUAGUAGUCUUUUCAAGUUUAUUACUUAUAUUAUCAGUAAAGCACCACAAAAUGAUUAGUAAAGGAAUCGUGCAUUUUAACAAAUGAUUGCUUAUCUUAUGGUGCCAUAUCAUGAUAUUGAAUAACUUAAUUACAUUGCACUAUAAGUUGUAAAAACAGUCAUAACUUCUGUGAAUUCUGAAAUAGAUGGCCAAGAGAAAUGCACUUUUACCAUCUAAGUAUGCUGCACGUUAAAGCUGAUACAGCGGGUAAUAGCACAUAGCAACAAGCAUACUGAAAACAGCCUUGUUCGCAGGUUUGUAUAAUUCUGUGGUUUUUGAAUGUGUGGAUUUUAUAGCAGAUGCUUUGUACAAGAGAGUAGAAUAGAGAAAAGUAUUUGGGAGAAACCUUGAUCCGUUAAGUUUAGAUAUAGCGCCACAUACUGUGUACUGUUCCUAAGUAACGGACAGAAUUUUCAAGGGAGAUCUUCCUUGGAUCACAAUGUAAAAUUUCUGUCUAGGUGAAGAGUUGAUGAGUUUUCCUUUCGUUUUCAAAAAAAAUAGUUUGCUGUGUCCUGAACGACCCUUUUGAGGUGGUACUUUGAAUCCAGUUGUCCCAAAAAGCAGUGAAGUGGGUCUUGUCAGUCUUGCUGCCUUGUAGCGGAGAACACUUGUGAUUGGGCCAGCCCAGCAAUAUAUCUCUACGUUUAAAAAAAUUAUAUUUUAUUUCUGUUCAUGUACAUUGAAAUAAAAUUAUUUUAAUUCUAA